UCACCAAUUCCUCAUAACAAACUUAAUCAAGGAUAUGGCGAAACUGAUUUUUCUAAUAUUGAUGGUUAUUUCCUCCUUGUCCAUACCCAUAUAUGCUACGAAAACCGAGGAAUCAUGGUUCCAAAUCAUCUCCAACCAUGGAAAUGAAAAGACAGCCAAGCUUCAUUUCUAUCUUCAAAAUUUAGUAGGUGGUGAAAACAAGACAGUGUACGAGGUAGUUCGUGGUUCUAUCACUUCUAAUUCUUUGUUUUCGUUCGGUUCAAUUGUUGUCCUCGACAACCUAAUCACCGUUGAGCCCGAUAUGAAGUCAGAGCCGAUUGGCAGAUUGCAGGGGGUUGCCACUUCUGCUGACCUGAAAACAACAGCCGUAGACUUAAAUGCUUACUUCUACUUCACGUCGGGCGGCGUCAAUGGAAGCACGAUCAGUAUUUCGGGAAGGAAUCCAGUAGUCAAGAACGGAGAAAUUGAGUUGCCGAUAGUUGGUGGCACCGGGAUGUUCCGUUUUGCACGAGGAUAUGCUAUCAAGAAUUACACAAGUAUUGUUGAGAAUGAAUAUCUUCUUGUCGAAUGCACCAUCUAUAUGACUUACAUGGAUAAUUAAACAUAUGGAAGCUUCUCAAGAUAAUAACCAUGCAUGCACACCUGCACAAUCUAGCUACCUAUACGGAUAUUUCAAUCAACUGCUUCAGCUCUGUUGUAGUAGUUCAUUUUCCAUGUCCAAUGUAUGUAUAUGAAAUAAUUGAAGGUUGAUUAGUGGUCAA
Molecule: messenger RNA, 761 nt
Organism: Sesamum indicum (sesame)
Lineage: Eukaryota; Viridiplantae; Streptophyta; Magnoliopsida; Lamiales; Pedaliaceae
Product: dirigent protein 21
Source: RefSeq, a predicted model, not a curated record